CUGCAUGUGUGUGUGAGUGUGUGCGCGCGUAUCUGUGAGCUCGUGCGCAGGUAGAAGCUCCCCUCAGCUCGGCCAGCUCUCGCGCUCUGUUACAAGCGCAGUGUGUGCAGUGUGUGCAGCUCGGCUGGCCUCCCCUCCGCGCUGAAUGGACUAGAUUCCCCCCAGCCACGUAAGAAGCACAGCGGCACCACGGGAGAGAGGAUGUCCUGCUAAAUCAAGGGAUAGGCCUGGGAAAGUCGGCCGGCCGUCCCUUCCUUCCUUCCAGCAGCAGACACACGACACUGACGACACUUUUCCUCAUUUGGAGAGCACGGAGAGAAAGAGAGAAGACGUCGACUCCUGCAUACAAAGACAGCUACAGCAGUUUUCCGGAUGGGGUUUUCUGCUCCUAUGGUAGAUGACAAUCACCGUGCAUGGAUAAUAUGAUCCCUGGGAACAAGGCCGUGCACUGACCUGUAGAAGCAUCGACGGAUUUGUGAUAUUGCACUACAAAGUGGUUCCCCUAUCGAAGAGGAGUCGAAGACCAAGGAAAGGAGGAAAGGCCCCCCAGCUUUUGUGGAGUUAUCACACUUUUUCCUCAUGAACAUACAGAGGUCAAAUCCAAUUAACAUUUCACGUUAUGGGAGAUCACGGCACAAAUCGCAUGAUUUCGAAGAGUUAUCUUGCUUAAGGACUACAGAAUCGCACCAGAGUUUCAGUCCCAACCUCGGGUCCCCCAGCCCGCCGGAGACCCCGGACUCGUCUCACUGUAUCUCCCGCAUCGGGGACUACCUUUUGUUGGAACCACUGGAGGGAGACCACGUUUUCAGAGCCGCCCACCUGCACAGCGGGGAAGAGCUCGUAUGUAAGGUGUUUGACAUCGGCCGGUACCAGGAGUCUCUGGCGGCCUACUUCGCCCUCGGUCAGCACCAACACAUUAACCAAAUCCUGGAGAUAUUGCUCGGAGAGACCCGAGCCUACGUAUUCUUUGAGAGAAGCUAUGGCGACAUGCACUCUUUUGUCCGCACCUGCAAGAAGUUGCGGGAGGACGAAGCAGCCAGACUCUUCUAUCAGAUAGCCUCGGCUGUGGCACAUUGCCACGACAACGGACUGGUCCUUCGUGACCUGAAACUACGGAAGUUUGUCUUCAAGAACGAGGACAGGAGCCUUGUAAAGCUGGAGAGCCUUGAGGACACUUAUAUCCUGGAUGGUCAUGAUGACUCCCUGUCAGACAAACAUGGCUGUCCUGCUUAUGUCAGUCCCGAGAUCCUCAAUGCCAACGGCAGCUAUUCGGGGAAGGCAGCUGAUGUCUGGAGCUUGGGCGUCAUGCUUUAUACAAUCCUCGUUGGGCGCUACCCUUUCCAUGACGUUGAACCCGGCUCUCUGUUCAGCAAAAUCCGCAGGGGCCACUUCAACAUCCCCGAAACACUCACACCCAAGGCCAAGUGCCUGAUCCGCUCCAUCCUCCGCCGAGAACCCGCAGAGCGCCUCACCUCUCGGGAGAUUUUGGAGCACCCCUGGUUUGUCUCCUCUGGGGGGGCUGCGGUGCAUUGCAGAGGAGAAAGAGAGCAGGAGCAGAUGGUGCCUGAGGUGAACAUGGAGGAAGAGCUGGAACAGUUCUUCAGCUGAGCAAACAGCAAGCACAAACGGACGACUCCGCCAAGGUUGGCUCACCAUGCUAACAGCAGAGCCAAAAACAGUAGUUUAGAGAUUAAUAGGUGAACAUUUGUCACUCAUAAUAAAGGUGUUUCCAUCCUAUUUCCUUUUCCACCAUUUCAUGGAAAACCUUGAGCCUGGCAUGACAAAUGGCAUCUCUACGUCACCUGGCGAGGCACCUCCCGAUCGGGGAAGUUGCCGCCAGACAUGCAAGUUGCAAACGAUGUAGCAAAAUGUUCUUUUUUUGUGGAUCUGUUUUGGUUUAAUGUGGUGCUCAUAGAGGUAGACACAUUCACCAUUUUUGACACUAUGGAAAGCAUGAAGGGACAUUAGAAAACAGGAAACCAAGGAGAGCAGUUCCAAACAAACUGACAAACUGCAACACCACACCUUACUUAGUUUUUUUUUUUUUGUUUGUCCUAGCUUGAGGUGCUUAAAAUUGAAACCACAGACCCUGGGCCAGACAUAACAACCACAAGUUCUUAUGGUGAACAAAUACAAGGUGAUUAUCCCUGACCUUGGAUUAGUGGUUUGUAAAUGGAGCAGCUUUGGCUUUUACUUAUCAUUAUCAUCCACAACAUGGUCGACCUCGUCUUUGUUUUGUAUUUUUUUCCGUAUUCGUUUAUUUUAUAUUAGUAUUAAUGCUGACAUCAUCACAAAACCCCUUGAUGGCCUUGUUUUCAGUCAUUUUUAGGUUUCUGCAUCCUCCAUCUCUUUAACACUUUUCACCAUUUUCACCCUCAGUUUAUGUUUCAGUGACUUUUUAAACAAGUCAUUUCUUUUGUUUUGAUUUAAGCUAUUCCACUCUGUUGUUACUGCUGCUUUAAAAAUCACUCCCUAAACCUCAAUCUUCAAAUGUUUUUUUUUCUUGGUAAGCCUCCAAACAUGGCAUCAUGCACUUGAUGUGUUGGGUGAAUGGACAAUUCCACCUUAAAAUUAGCUUCCUCUUAUUUAAAUUCAUUCUUCAGUUGUAGGAAGGAGAACGUAACAUUUAUUUAAAUUGUAACAACUAUAUAUAUAAAUCUAAAAAAUAUAUAUAAAUAAAUAUAUAUUUAAAACUACAUUGCAGGGUUUUUCUUUUUUCAGAGAUUCCUUUUUCAUGUAUGAUGUAGGCAAUAUCUUGACACAGGACAGGCACAAAGAGGAAAACGUCUGUCUGAAGUUUUCGUAUACACAAUAUCUUCUGUGCCAGUAUUCUGGUGCCCCCGACAAGCCCCAUGCCACCCGGUCUCCCUCAUUUCCUUUUUCAAAACUUGAUAUGAGAUAUUCAGUGAUAGUAUUGCUAUGACAUGCUCACUCCAGGACCUCAUGUUAGUUUUCUACUGCCUGCGUAGGUUCUGUGAAACGAUCACACUCGGAAUGGGUACCAGUGGACAUGUUUUGUCGUAUCUCAAUGUUACUUGAAUUUGUGUUUUUAAACUAGUCAAUGGCAUGUGCCCCAUGAAUGCUAUAGCCUGCCUAGCAGGGGGAGGGAGGAGGGGUGGGGGGAGGUGGGUGCUUGUUUUUUAAGAAAAGUUAAAAACAUGAAAAUUCUCACUUUGCUACUUUUCUGAGUUGCUUUUCAUUAAGAAAAAAAAACCUACUAUUGCUUUUUAUUGUUUUUUGUAGACUGAGCUACCUUUUAUUUAAGUUGGUGCUGAUUUGGUGCUAAUGUUUAGUCCUUUUUGUUUCAUGGAGGGGGUGGUGCAUGGUGGGAUAUCUGCCUCAGAUGUUCUGAUUGUAUUGUAACAGAUUCUGGUGUUUUGUCCAAAUUAAUUCAGUAAAUAAAUUGUGAACUGCUA
Notolabrus celidotus (New Zealand spotty) is the source of this 3416-nucleotide messenger RNA. It is a transcript of the gene trib2, whose product is annotated as tribbles pseudokinase 2. Gene Ontology annotation, biological process: positive regulation of proteasomal ubiquitin-dependent protein catabolic process; protein phosphorylation; regulation of MAP kinase activity. NCBI's taxonomy places the organism in Eukaryota, Metazoa, Chordata, Actinopteri, Labriformes, Labridae. Gene Ontology annotation, cellular component: nucleus. Gene Ontology annotation, molecular function: mitogen-activated protein kinase kinase binding; protein kinase activity; ATP binding. Bases 580 to 1608 code for a protein of 342 amino acids. The transcript has 4 exons. The record is from RefSeq and is a predicted model, not a curated record.